Molecule: messenger RNA, 4393 nt
Organism: Mus musculus (house mouse)
Lineage: Eukaryota; Metazoa; Chordata; Mammalia; Rodentia; Muridae
Gene: Atxn7l3
Product: ataxin 7-like 3
Exons: 13
Coding region: 917-2038 (373 amino acids)
Biological process (GO): regulation of transcription by RNA polymerase II; positive regulation of DNA-templated transcription
Cellular component (GO): SAGA complex; DUBm complex; nucleus
Molecular function (GO): transcription coactivator activity; zinc ion binding
Source: RefSeq, a predicted model, not a curated record
UUGGGCCCCCUCCCCCCAGGUCUGGGUCAGCGCCCCUUCCCCUCCCCCAGGGCCGACGCGGAAACGCCCGGCUUUCCCCGGCUUCCCGGCCGGGCCGGGGCCCCCCGGUCUCCCCCUGGCUGGGUCCUCCUUGGGCGGGGCAGGGCCGGCCGGGGAGGGGGCGCGGGGCCUUUGUUAGGGAGCCAGGCCCCAGCCCCCGGGACAAUAGAGACACCCUCCCGGAAUCCUCUCCCCGGCCCGUCCGGGAUCUGGGCAGGCGGCGACCUAGUGGGGUCGGGACGCGUCCCACUCUGCUUACUCUCUGGGGGUCGGUCUGUCCCGGCCCGCCGCCGGCCUAUGGGCGGCUCGGCUCUCCUCCCCCCAGUCGGUAUGAUGCAGCAGCAGUGCCGCAAGGACGGGAGAAGAGCCGCGACACGGCCUGCUCCCCUUCCCAGUGCCCCUGGCUCAUUUGUCAGUCCCCACCCCACUCGAGGCCGGCAGCUUCUUAAACUCGUACCCACUCUUCAGUGGGGCCCCGAACUGUGGGCACUGUUUCUGAAUCCUACGGUGGGGUUUUUGGACUUUGGGGCUCUUGGAGAGACUUCCGGGCUGGUCCUGAGGGAGGGAGGGUGCGAUCUAAAAGAACAGGUAAGGGGAGUGCCCACUCGCGUGCGUACCACGGGGCUCUCCUCUGCUCACGUUCUUGGUGGCUGGAAAUGCCCUUUGCCUGUAGGCUUCUCUGGGCUCUGUUCCUCUCGUAGAGUGGCAGGCUUAUUUUAAGAGAAGACAGAGUGGGGUGAAGGUUGUAGGGUGUUAGGGCCAUUCCUACUUCUGGUAGCAGUACCCCCCCAAGUGGACAUCCUGGCUGAAAGCAGAGCCGUGUUGCCGCCCGCUGUGCUAUGAGCAGUCAGAGCGCCGUCUCCACAAGAGUUUACAAAUGAAAAUGGAGGAAAUGUCUUUGUCUGGCCUGGAUAACAGCAAACUAGAGGCCAUCGCUCAGGAGAUAUAUGCUGACCUGGUCGAGGAUUCUUGUUUGGGAUUCUGCUUUGAAGUACACCGGGCUGUUAAGUGUGGCUACUUCUUCCUGGAUGAUACGGAUCCUGACAGCAUGAAGGAUUUUGAGAUCGUGGACCAGCCUGGGUUGGACAUCUUUGGACAGGUUUUCAACCAGUGGAAGAGCAAGGAGUGUGUUUGCCCCAAUUGCAGCCGCAGUAUUGCUGCUUCCCGCUUUGCCCCCCACCUGGAGAAGUGCCUGGGAAUGGGUCGCAACAGCAGCCGAAUCGCCAACCGUCGGAUUGCCAAUAGCAACAAUAUGAACAAGUCUGAGAGUGACCAAGAAGACAACGAUGACAUCAAUGACAAUGACUGGUCCUAUGGCUCAGAGAAGAAAGCCAAGAAGAGAAAAUCAGACAAGCUAUGGUAUCUCCCAUUCCAGAACCCUAAUUCCCCUCGAAGAUCCAAGUCUCUAAAACACAAAAAUGGGUUCUCUGUCUGUACCUCUGCAUCAAACACCCUUCCCCUUCUUUUUUCUUCUUCAGGGGAACUUAGCAACUCCGAUCCUUUUAAGUAUAGCAACUCAACUGGGAUCAGCUAUGAGACCCUGGGUCCAGAGGAGCUGCGGAGCCUGCUCACCACGCAAUGUGGAGUGAUUUCUGAACAUACCAAGAAGAUGUGCACAAGGUCACUACGCUGCCCGCAGCACACGGAUGAACAGAGGCGAACCGUACGGAUUUAUUUCCUUGGGCCCUCGGCCGUUCUUCCAGAGGUAGAGAGCUCCUUGGAUAACGAUGGCUUUGACAUGACUGAUAGCCAGGCCCUCAUCAGCCGGCUUCAGUGGGACGGCUCUUCUGAUCUCUCACCUUCUGAUUCAGGCUCCUCCAAGACUAGUGAAAAUCAGGGAUGGGGUUUAGGUACCAACAGCUCUGAAUCACGGAAAACCAAGAAAAAGAAAUCCCAUCUGAGCUUGGUAGGGACUGCCUCUGGCCUGGGCUCCAACAAGAAGAAAAAGCCAAAGCCACCGGCUCCCCCAACGCCCAGCAUCUAUGAUGACAUCAACUGACUUGGGUGCAAGGGAUAGCCUUUGGCUGAGAGAGCCCUCUCUCCCGACCCCCACCCAGGCAGCAUAGCCUGGCAUAUGGACAGCUGCUGGGGGUCUGGGCUUGGGAAGCUUGGUGGGCCAGGCAGGCAGAGGAUCCAAUUAUGUGCCCCUGGGGGGUGUCAGGAUCCUCUGCAACGGAGCAUGACCCCUCGGCGUGCGGGACUCAGACCUGGACAUAUUAUGCCUUGGACAUAAGUUUGGUGGGGAGACGGUUUUCCUAUUUAUUCUGUGAGUUACUGGAUGUCCAGCUAGGCUGGGGGCCUGACCUGGGCACUGUGCCAGGGCACUGCCUGCUCCCCACCCCAGGAACUGGACUAAGCCCUGCCGAGGGGCAUCGUGGCUACCCAGGCGGCUUUGGGUUGGAAGCUGAGCCCAGAGGGGGCCUCCCCUGGCUGCCCUCAGCAAUGUGAAAGGUUCGGUGCUUGGAGCUGAGGGGCAGGGCUGCUAUGUCCUGUUUGUGUGCAGAGUCCUAUCAGAUGUCCCCAUUCCCCGGGGUCAGCAGGCACAGUGCUGUCUGCUACGGUGGGCAUCCAGAACUGCCUCACAGGAGGCAGCCCUUUCCCCUCAGUCCCCAUGGGCCUCCUUGGCAGCAGGAGCUGUCCUUUUGUUGUUGGGUGCCGGGAAAGGACCUCCAGCCUCUACAGCUUCAAGGAAUGGGAAGGGGAGGGUAGGAAGAGGGAGCCUGUAUCAGAGUGGCCCCCUGCCCUCCCUGCCCCAGGGCUGUGAGAUGGCCCAGGUGAGAGGGACGGUGCUGCUUUAUUUGAAAUGUUUCUUACCUCAUUCCCUGCCCCAGGAAGGGGCCCAGCCUCACCCUCCUGGGGUGGCCCCGUGUUCUCCCUCCCAUCCUGCCCCCUGCCCUGCCCUGCUGGGGCAGCCUGAGCUCCCAGCUGCUGCUUGCCCCCCACCCCCUUUCCCUUGACCAGCUUCAGUUCCUCUCAGUGCUCUCGCCUCUAAAGCCUGCCCUCUCUCCCCUCCCUUGCCGCUUUUAAGUUAUUUAUUCUGUACUUGUGGUUUGGGGCUCUGAGGAAAAACCCUAAUCUUGUGCCUCUCUCCCUUUGCUAGGAGUAGGAUGGGAUGAGAAGGUAGUCUCUGCCCUGGGUUGUCAGUGGAGUUAGGAGGGGUGCUCUUGCCCCUCUGUGGGACUGUCAUGCCAGAGCACUCACCUACCUGACCUGUAUCCCACCUCCCAGCAGGUAGCAUCACACCUUGGAGCUGGAAGAUCUGGCUAUGGGCUGAUUGACAGGGAUGGGGUUGAUCCUGAGCCUAGUUUUCUGGCUCUUGCUAUACAUGUCCCCUCUUCCCAGGAGGAGGCACUCCCACAUUGGGUAGCUAGUACCCAAGACUGGUUGGACUGAUUUGGGUUAGGGACCCAGCGGGCUAAGGGAACAACCGUGCUAGGGCUGCAGCGCCCUGUCUGGAACCCAGUCUCCCUGGGGUGGCGCUCAUUGUGGCUGAGGCCUGCUUACAAGUUGAUUUUUAACCCAAGUAUUGUGAUUAUUUUUUAAAAAGUCAAGCUAAUUUUGGCAGGAGUUAGAAUAAAUCCUUGGAGCCUGGGCCCCUCUGUCCUUGGCCCUCCAUAGCCUUCUCGCUAGAGGGGGAAAGAAGGUUCUCGGGCCGGCCCCACUACCAAGCAUAGCUUGGGAACCUGCUGAAGGUCAGGGGAAGCCGGCCCAGGUUCUUAUCCCUUUGGAGUAGCUGCAGCUCAGGCCAACUCACUCUGCUCUCCUUCCCACCUCUCCCUUUUCCCUCUGGUUGGAGGGAGUAGUUUGGGAACUGGUUUGUCCACAAAAACUUCCCCAUUGUUCCUUGGCUCACCCUCAGGGCAGAACCCCCUGCCCAGGCUGGGUGAGAGAUGGGCUUGGUCCAGCAGGGACCCUGAGGGAACAAACCCCUUCUUUGGGGAGUAUGCCCUCCCUACUGUGUAGUUGAACAGGGGCUAGGAACUCCCCACUCCCUCCCUCUAACAGCAGGCUGUGUGGGUUUCAAUUCCCAUCCUCCCCACCCUGGCUAGGUGUCGUCCACCCUGUAUCCUAUCAUGUGUCUGUGUGUGGGGGGGUUCUGUACUAAUUUCCAUGGCCGGUGGCUUUUCCUUCCAUGCAUCACUCCCCCCCGCAUGCCCAGGGGCCACCCGCCUGGCAUUACCGCAUGCUGGGGUCAUUGGGGGAGGGGGGUGGGGCUCACGCUGUCCUGUGGUCUUGAGAUUUUUAUUUUUGCAUAUGUAAUCCAUCCUGUACAGGUAGCUAACUUUGUAAACGCUGUGUAUUCCCCUCUGCCCUCAUGGCUGCUGGUGUAAAUAAACUGCAUUUCCCGUUGGUA